Chara braunii is the source of this 1723-nucleotide messenger RNA. Lineage: Eukaryota; Viridiplantae; Streptophyta; Charophyceae; Charales; Characeae. The record is from the annotation of a GenBank genome assembly.
GUGGAUACGCGUUCCUUUUUUGCGGGACGACGUGUUUGCGGGACAAGGGUCUAGGUGACGGGCGGAGGUGGUAGGAAGAGGAGGGCGGAGGCGGCGGGCGGAGGCCCGCGGAAGAGGAGGUGGCGACGGAGGAGGAGGUGGUGGGCGGAGGAGGAGGUGGCGAGCGGAGGAGGGGUUCAGAGGUGGGCGGGCGGAGGUGGGCGCAUGCGGGCGGAUGUUGGCGGAGGUUGGCAGAGGCGGGCGGAUGACGUGGUGGGCGGAGGUGGGUGGGCGGAGGUGGGCUUGUGGUAGGAGGUGGGCAGGCGGAGGUAGGCUGAUGCGGGCGGAAGGAGGGCAGAUGCGAGCGGACUCAGCGGAGGAGGGGUUCGGAGGUGGGUUGAUGCGAGCGGAGGAGGGGUUUGAAGGUGGGCGGGCGGAGGCGGGCGCAUGCGGGCGGAUGUUGGCGGAGGUUGGCGGAGGCGGGCGAAUGACGUGGUGGGCGGAGGUGGGCGGGCGGAGGAGACGGAGGACGAGAUGGAGGAGGAGGAGGAGACGGAGGACAUGGGGGAGGACAUGGAGGAGAUGGAGGAGACGGAGCGGGAGUAGAUGGAGGAGAGAUACGGAGGAGGUAGAUGGAGGAGAACAUGGAGGAGGAAGACAUGAAGGAGGUGGACGAGAUAGAGGACGAGGAGGCGAUGGAGGAGAUGGGCGAGGACGUGGAGGAGAUGGAGGAUAUGGAGUGGAAGGAGAUGGAGGAGGAGGAUAUGGAGCAAGAGGAGGAGAUGGAGGACAUGGACGAGGAGGAGAAUAUGGAGGAGGAGGGGAUGGAGCAAGGUAUGUUGUAGUAGGAGGAGAUGGAGGAGUUGGAGGUGGAGGAGAUGGAGGAGAUGGAGGAGAUGGAGGAGAUGCGGAGAUGGAGGAAAUGGAGGAGGAGGAGGACAUGGAGGACAUGGAGGAGGGCAUGGAGGAGGAGGAGAUGGAGGAGAUGGAGAUGGAGGAGAUGGAGGAGAUGGAGGACAUGGAGGAGGAGGAGGAGAUGGAGGACAUGGAGGAGGGCAUGGAGGAGGAGGAGAUGGAGGAGGAUGGAGGAGAUGGAGGGGAUGGAGGAGAUGUAGGAGAUGGAGGACGAAGAGAUGGAGGAGGCCUUGGCGUACAUGGUGGAAGUGUUGAGAAGAUGGACGUCGUGUUCACGGGUUCGAGGUCCAGAGCAAUCGAGCACUUCACGAAACCGAAGGCACACUGCCCCCGACGGAAUGGGGAGAUUUUGUAUAGACUGCAAGCGGAUGGUGCUUUGUUGAGGGAUGCAUUGUCACUCAGACUGGCUGCUGAGCACGCAGACAGGUUGGAUGGAGAGCUUGCCGCCGAGGACCUGCGUGAGUUGGACGAGCCAUGCGACCCGGUGUCGGAUCGUGCAGGAGGAGUUGGAGACGGUGAUCGUGGUGAUGGUGGUACACAGCAGGGGCAGGACACCGGGACUGUGAGAAAUGAGUUGCGGGGCGUUGAAGGUGCAGGAGAUGGUGGAAGGGAUGGAGGGGGAGCUCGGGUUACUGUAACGACGACCACCACCUCCACACAGGUCGUGCCGAGGAGGAGACAGACGACCCUAGAUGUUCACCUAGGGAACAAGGUCCGACAGGAUCUUGAUCGUCUGUUGGCCCUUGCUAUCUAUCGAGGUGGAGUGCCCUUCAACUAGUUGCGGUUGAAGGAAUAUGUUUUUCGCUAUUUUAGUGCGUCUCCCGUUUUC